CAACGUGUCCUCUCUUGGUGAUGAUGGGCAGGACCAUAAAGAGUCUCAGGAAUCAUUCCAAGGGUUCAGAUGUGGAGAUGCAAUGGAGGAACCUGUAAUUCAAAUGAAAUUCCAAAGGCAGGAGAGAAAUCAGUCAAAUAAUUGGAAUAAGGAAAGCUCAUCUUCCAUUGAUGCUCACAUGCAGGAGUUUCUUGAGCAACGAGGAAAAAUACAGAAAAAAUAUAUUGGGAAAGGUAUAAGACUAUCCAAAGGCACACUAGAUACAGAUGGACACUAUCCAUCCCAAGCCAAAGGACAAGGUUAUAUAUGUAAAGACAAUGGAAAAAAUUACAAUUGGACUUCCACACUUUCUCAAGAAAAUAGGUCUCUUACAUCACACAAAAUUCUUCACAUGGGAGAGAAGCCAAAUAAAUCCCUCGAGCAUGGAAAGAGCUUCUGUGAAAAUGAGACUCUUACUGUUCAUAAAAGGAGCCACACAGAGGAAAAGCCAUUUAAAUGCAUGGAGUGUGGAAAGGGCUUCAGUAAACCAAGUGGUCUUACUUCCCAUAAAAGGAUCCACACAGGGGAGAAGCCAUUUAAAUGCAUGGAGUGUGGAAAGGGCUUCAGUAAACCAAGUAAUCUUACUUCCCAUAAAAGGAUCCACACAGAGGAGAUACCAUUUAAAUGCAUGGAAUGUGGAAAGAACUUUAGUUUCAACAGUACUUUUACUUCCCAUAAAAGGAUCCAUACGGGGGAAAAGCCAUAUAAAUGCAUAGAAUGUGGAAAGGGCUUCAGAAUACAUGGUGAUCUUAUAACCCAUAAAAGGAUCCACACAGGGGAGAGGCCUUACAAAUGCAUGGAAUGUGGAAAGACCUUUACUUAUAACAGUCAACUUGCUUCCCAUAAAUGGAUGCAUAGAGGAGAGAAGCCAUAUAAAUGCAUGGAGUGUGGAAAGGGCUUCAGCCAACACAGUCAUCUUACUUGCCAUAAAAGGAUCCACACAGGGGAGAAGCCAUAUAAAUGCAUGGAGUGUGGAAAGGGCUUCAGCCAACAUGGUCAUCUUAUUUCCCAUAAAAGGACUCACACAGGAGAGAAGCCAUAUAAAUGCGUGGAGUGUGGAAAGGGGUUCCAUAUCAGUUCAUCCCUUAUGAAACAUAAGAAGAUUCAUACUGGGGAUAAACCAUAUAAAUGCAUGGAGUGUGGAAAGGGCUUCAGCCAACAUGGUAAUCUUAUUUCCCAUAAAAGGACUCACACAGGAGAGAAGCCAUAUAAAUGCAUGGAGUGUGGAAAGGGGUUCCAUAUCAGUUCAUCCCUUCUGAAACAUAAGAAGAUUCAUACAGGGGAUAAACCAUAUAAAUGCAUGGAGUGUGGAAAGGGCUUCAGUUUACUCAGUAAUCUUACAUCCCAUAAAAGGGUCCACACAGGGGAGAAGCCGUAUAAAUGCACGGAGUGCGGAAAAGUCUUCAGUGGACUCAGUGGUCUUAAAUCCCAUAAAAGAAUCCACACAAGAGAGAAGCCAUAUAAAUGCAUGGUGUGUGGAAAAGGCUUCAGACAACAUGGUAAUCUUAUUUCCCAUAAAAGGACUCACACAGGAGAGAAACCAUACAAAUGUAUGGAGUGUGGAAAAGGCUUCAGCCAACGUGGUAAUCUUACUUCCCAUAAAAGAAUCCACACAGGGGAGAAGCCAUAUAAGUGCAUGGAGUGUGGAAAGGGCUUCAACAAACUCAGUGGUCUUACAUCCCAUAGAAGGAUCCACACAGUGGAGAAGCCGUAUAAAUGCGUAGAGUGUGGAAAGUCUUUUAGUCACAGCCAUCACCUUACUUGCCAUAAAAGGAUCCACACAGAGGAAAAGCCAUUUAAAUGCAUGGAGUGUGGAAAGGGUUUCACUAAACCAAGUAGCCUUACUUCCCAUAAAAGGAUCCACACAGGGGAGAAGCCAUUUAAAUGCAUGGAGUGUGGAAAGACCUUUAGUUGCAGCAGUAAUCUUACCUCCCAUAAAAGGAUCCAUACGGGGGAAAAGCCAUAUAAAUGCAUAGAAUGUGGAAAGAGCUUCAGAGUACAUAGUGAUCUUACUUCCCAUAAAAGGAUCCACACCGGGGAGAAGCCAUAUAAAUGCAUAGAAUGUGGAAAGGGCUUCAGAAUACAUAGUGAUCUUACAACCCAUAAAAGGAUCCACACAGGGGAGAGGCCUUACAAAUGCAUGGAAUGUGGAAAGACCUUUACUCAUAACAGUCAACUUGCUUCCCAUAAAGCGAUCCACACUGGAGAGAGGCCUUACGUAUGCGUGGAAUGUGGAAAGUCUUUUACUCAUAGCAGUCAACUUGCUUCCCAUAAAUGGAUUCAUAGAGGGGAGAAGCCAUAUAAAUGCAUGGAGUGUGGAAAGGGGUUCCAUAUCAAUUCAUCCCUUCUGAGACAUAAGAGGAUUCAUACAGGGGAUAAACCAUAUAAAUGUAUGGAGUGUGGAAAAGGCUUCAGUGAGCUCGGUAAUCUUACUUCCCAUAAAAGGAUCCACACAGGGGAGAGGCCAUAUAAAUGUAUGGAGUGUGGAAAGGGUUUCAGUGAACACAGUAAUCUUAUUUCCCAUAAAAGGACUCACUCAGGAGAGAAGCCAUUUAAAUGCAUGGACUGUGGAAGGGUUUUCAGUCAACACAGUAGUCUUACUUCCCAUAAAAGGAUCCACACAGGGGAGAAGCCAUAUAAAUGUGUCGAAUGUGGAAGGUGCUUCAGUGAACACAGUAAUCUUAUUUCCCAUAAAAGGACACACACAGGAGAGAAGCCAUAUAAAUGCAUGGAGUGUGGAAAGUGCUUCAGCCGACCAGGUAUUCUUACUUCCCAUAAGAGGAUCCAUAGAGACGAGAAGCCAUAUAAAUGCAUGGAGUGUGGAACGGGAUUCCAUAAAAUUUCAUCCCUUGUGAGACAUAAGAGAAUCCACACAGGUGAUGCUCCAUAUAAAUGCAUAGAGUGUGAAAAGAGCUUCGACAAAGAGAGUAAACUUACAUCCCAUAAAACAAUCCAUACAGGGGAGAAGCCAUUUAAAUGCAUGGAGUGUGGAAAAGGCUUCAGAGUGCUCAGUAAUCUUACAUCCCAUAAAAGAAUCCACACAGGGGAGAAGCCAUUUAAAUGCAUGGAAUGUGGAAAGACUUUUACUUAUAGGAAACAACUUAGUUCCCAUCACUUUACCCACACAGGGGAAAAACCGUACAAAUGCAUGGAGUGUGGAAAGGGCUUCAGCCAACACAGUAAACUUACUACUCAUAAAAGGAUCCACACAGGGGAGAAACCAUACAAGUGCAUGGAGUGUGGAAAGAGCUUCCGCCACCAUAGUGGUCUUACUUGCCAUAAAAGGAUCCACACAGGAGAGAAACCAUUUAAAUGCAUGGAAUGUGGAAAGGGAUUCAGUGCAAACUGCAAUCUUACUUCCCAUAAAUGGAUCCACACAGGAGAGAAGCCAUUUAAAUGCACAGAGUGUGGAAAGACUUUUAGUCAGAGCAGUGCCCUUACUCUCCAUAAAAGGAUCCACACAGGGGAGAAGCCAUUUAAAUGCACGGAAUGUGGAAAGUCUUUUAGUCAGAGCCAUCACCUUACUCGCCAUAAAAGGAUCCACACAAGGGAGAAGCCAUAUAAAUGCAUGGACUGUGGAGAGAGCUUUAAGAGGAGCAACAACCUAAUUUCCCAUACAGAAAUACACUUGGGUGAGAAUCUGUAUAAAUGCAGGGAGUGUGGAAAGGGCUUUAGCAAACCAAGUCAUCUUACAUCCCAUCAAAGGAUCCACACAGGAGAGAAGCCAUAUACAUGCAUGGAGUGUGCAAAGGAUUUCAGAACAAGCAGUGAACUUACAUCCCAUAAAAGGAUCCAUACAGAGGAGAAUCCAUAUAAAUGCAUGGAGUGUGGAAAGGGCUUCAACAAACAUAGUCAUCUUACAUCUCAUCAAAGGAUCCACACAGGGGAAAAGCCCUAUAAAUGCAUGGAGUGUGGAAAGGGCUUUACCCAACAUGGUCAUCUAGUAUCCCAUAAAAGAAUCCACACAGGAGAGAAGCCAUAUAAAUGCAUUGAGUGUGGAAAGGGCUUCACCCAACAUUGUCAUCUUAUAUCCCAUCAAUGGAUCCACACAGGAGAGAAGCCCUAUAAAUGUAUGGAGUGUGGAAAGGGCUUCACCCAACAUUGUCAUCUUAUUUCCCAUAAAAGAAUCCACACAGGAGAGAAGCCAUAUAAAUGCAUGGAGUGCGGAAAGGGCUUUAGAGCACAUGGAGAUCUUACAUCGCAUAAAAGGGUCCACACAGGGGAAAAGCCAUAUAAAUGCAUGGAAUGUGGAAAGGGCUUCACAGCACACAGAGAUCUUACAUCCCAUAAAAGGAUCCACACAGGGGAGAAGCCAUAUAAAUGCAUGGAGUGUGGAAAGGGCUUCAACAACCACAGUAAUCUUACAUGCCAUCAAAGGAUCCACACGGGGGAGAAGCCGUAUAAAUGCAUGGAGUGUGGAAAGGGCUUCAGAACAAGCAGUGAUGUUACAUCCCAUCAAAGGAUACAUACAGAGGAGAAGCCAUAUAAAUGCAUGCAGUGUGGAAAGAGUUUCAGGAAACACAGUAAUCUUACAUCCCAUCAAAGGAUCCACACAGGGGAGAAGCCGUAUAAAUGCAUGGAGUGUGGAAAGGGCUUCAGCCAACAUAGUAAACUUACAUCUCAUCAAAGGAUCCAUACAGGGGAGAAGCCAUAUAAAUGCAUGGAGUGUGGAAAGGACUUCACCCAGCAUAGUAAUCUUACUUCCCAUAAAAGGAUCCACACUGGAGAGAAGCCAUAUAAAUGCAUAGAAUGUGGAAAGGGCUUCACCCAACAUUGUCAUCUUAUUUCCCACAAAAGAAUCCACACAGGAGAGAAGCCAUAUAAAUGCAUGGAGUGUGGAAAGGGCUUCAGAGCACAACGAGAUCUUACAUCCCAUCAAUGGAUCCACACAGGGGAGAAGCCAUAUAAAUGCAUGGAGUGUGGAAAGGGUUUCAGCCAACACAGUAAACUUACAUCCCAUCAAUGGAUCCACACAGGGGAGAAGCCAUAUAAAUGCAUGGCAUGUGGAAAGGGCUUCAGAACACGCACCGAUCUUACAUCUCAUCAAAGGAUCCACACAGAGGAGAAGCCGUAUAAAUGCAUGGAGUGUGGAAAGGGCUUCAGCAAACACAGUCAUCUUACAUCCCAUCAAAGGAUCCACACAGGGGAGAAGCCGUAUAAAUGCAUGGAGUGUGGAAAGGGCUUCACCCAACAUGGUCAUCUUGUUUCUCAUAAAAGAAUCCACACGGGAGAGAGGCCAUAUAAAUGCACAGAGUGUGGAAAGGGCUUCAUCCAACACAGUAAACGUACAUGCCAUCAAAGGAUCCACACAGGAGAGAAGCCAUAUAAAUGCAUGGAGUGUGGAAAGGACUUCAUCCAACACAGUAAAUUUACAUCCCAUCAAUUGAUUCAUACAGGAGAGAAGCCAUAUAAAUGUAUGGAGUGUGGAAAGAGUUUCAUAACAUGCACUGAUCUUACACGCAAUCAAAGGAUGCACACAGGGAAGAAGCCAUAUAAAUGCAUGGAGUGUGGAAAGGGCUUCAUCCAACACAGUAAAUUUACAUCCCAUCAAAGAAUCCACAUAGGAGAGAAGCCAUAUAAAUGUAUGGAACAUUGAAAGUGUUUCAUAACAUGCACUGAUCUUACACGCCAUCAAAGGAUGCACACAGGGGAGAAGCCGUUUAAAUGCAUGCAGUGUGGAAAGGACUUCAGAACAAACAGUGAUCUUACAACCCAUCAAAGAAUCCACACAGGAGAGAAGUUAUAUAAAUGUAUGGAAUGUCUAAAGAAUUUCAGAAGAUGCACUGAUCUUAUACGUCAUCAAAGGAUGCACACAGGGGAGAAGCCAUAUAAAUGCGUGGAGUGUGGAAAGUGCUUCAGCAAACACUGUCAUCUUACUUCCCAUAAAAGGCUCCACACAGCAGAGAAGCCAUAUAAAUGUAUGGAGUGUGGAAAGGAUUUCAGAGCACAUAAAGAUCUUAGAUCCCAUAAAAGGAUUCACACAGCGAACACAAAGGAGAAGCUAUAUAAAUGCAGAGAGUGUGGAAAGGGCUUCAGCAAACCAAGUCAUCUUACAUCCCAUCAAAGGAUCCACAUAGGAGAGAAGCCAUAUAAAUGCAUGGAGUGUGUAAAGGAUUUCAGAACAAGCUGGGAACUUACAUCACAUCAAAGGAUCCACACAGGGGAAAAACCCUAUAAAUGCAUGGAGUGUGGAAAGGGGUUUAGAACAAGCAGUGAAUGUACAUGCCAUCAAAGGAUCCACACAGGGGAGAAGCCCUAUAAAUGCAUGGAGUGUGGAAAGGGCUUCAGAAAAAGCAGUAAUCUUAUAUGCCACCAAAGUAUCCACACAGGGGAGAAGCCCUAUAAAUGCAUGGAGUGUGGAAAGAGAUUCACCCAACAUGGUAGUCUAGUAUCCCAUGAAAGAAUCCACACAGGAGAGAAGCCAUAUAAGUGCAUAGAAUGUGGAAAGGGCUUCAAGAAACACAGUCAUCUUACAUCCCAUCAAUGGAUUCAUAAAGGAGAGAAGCCGUAUAAAUGUAUAGAAUGUGGAAAGGGCUUUACCCAACACUGUCAUCUUAAUUCCCAUAAAAGACUCCACACAGGGGAAAAGCCCUAUAAAUGCCUGGAGUGUGGAAAAGGCUUUACCCGACAUAAUGUUCUUAUUUCCCAUAAAAGAGUCCACACAGGGGAAAAGCCAUAUAAAUGCAUGGAGUGUGGAAAGGUCUUCAGAACAAACAGUCAUCUUACAGUCCAUCAAAGGAUCCACACAGGGGAGAAGCCAUAUAAAUGCAUGGAGUGUGGAAAGGGCUUCAACAACCAGAGUCAUCUUACAUGCCAUCAAAGGAUUCACACAGGGGAGAAGCCCUAUAAAUGCAUGGAGUGUGGAAAGAGCUUCAUCCGACAUAAUGUUCUUAUUUCCCAUAAAAUAAUCCACACAGGAGAGAAGCCAUAUGAAUGCAUGGAAUGUGGAAAGGGCUUCAGUCAACACAGUAAACUUACAUCCCAUCAAAGUAUACAUACAGGGGAGAAGCCAUAUAAAUGCAUGGAGUGUGGAAAGGGCUUCAGGACAGGUAGUGAACUUACAUCCCAUCAAAGGAUACAUACAGGGGAGAAGCCCUAUAAAUGCAUGGAGUGUGGAAAGGGCUUCAGGACAAGCAGUGACCGUACAUCCCAUCAAAGGAUACACACAGUGGAGAAGCCCUACAAAUGCAUGGAGUGUGGAAAGGGUUUUACCCAACAUGGUCAUCUUAUUUCCCAUAAAAGAAUCCACACGGGAGAGAGGCCACAUAAAUGAAUGAAGUAUGGAAAGGGCUUCUACCAACACCAUACUCUUACUUCCCAUAACAUCAUUCAUAGAUGCGA
Messenger RNA from Protobothrops mucrosquamatus (brown spotted pit viper), 7380 nucleotides. RefSeq lists its product as uncharacterized. The record is from RefSeq and is a predicted model, not a curated record. NCBI's taxonomy places the organism in Eukaryota, Metazoa, Chordata, Lepidosauria, Squamata, Viperidae.